Mercenaria mercenaria is the source of this 1856-nucleotide messenger RNA. Its product is annotated as ornithine decarboxylase 1-like. The coding region runs from base 112 to 1440 and encodes 442 amino acids. The transcript is spliced from 11 exons. Gene Ontology annotation, cellular component: cytoplasm. Lineage: Eukaryota; Metazoa; Mollusca; Bivalvia; Venerida; Veneridae. Gene Ontology annotation, molecular function: ornithine decarboxylase activity. The record is from RefSeq and is a predicted model, not a curated record.
AAAUAGUUCAACUGUGAUUUAAAAUUGCAUAGUUUGUAUUUUGGAGAAUAUAUGUUGUUUUUUGCUUUCUUUUUGCAAUAUAAGGGAUAACCGCAAAAUACACUCUGUAUAAUGGCAGCCACAGGAAACAAAGUCCAUGUUGACUUGUUACACAUGCACAAGUCCACACGAGAGUUAGUUCAAGAGCAGGUUGAUUUAUCUAAGAAAAUGGGAUGUGAUGACCAGUUCGUAAUCUGUGAUCUAGGUGACAUUAUAGAUAAGUACCAACAAUGGACCAAGCUGAUGCCGAGAGUGAAGCCUUUCUACGCUGUAAAAUGCAAUAAUGACUCGGCAGUAUUGAAGGUACUGUCUGACUGUGGAGCAUCGUUCGACUGUGCAAGUAAGGACGAGGUACAGAAGAUACUGAGCCUUGGAGUGAGCCCCUCUAGAAUCAUUUACGCAAAUACGGUUAAACAACCUUCAAUGCUGAAAUACGCGGUGGAACAUGGUGUUUCUUUGAUGACGUUCGACAGUGAAGCAGAACUACGCAAGAUAAAGUCUCUUUGUCCUGAUGCCAAGCUAGUUUUGAGAACAUUACCUGCUGGCGACUUCAAAUGUAAAAUAGACCUUCGGCAGAAGUUUGGAUGUCCAUUGUCCAAAAUUCGAACCCUGCUGCAGACUGCAAAGGAUCUUGACCUUGACGUUGUAGGAACAAGUUUUCACGUUGGAAGCGGAUGUCAUGACGGUAAUGCGUACAUUGCAUCUAUACGACAAGCACGCAGUGUGUUUAACAUGGCUGCAGAGUUGGGUAUCAGCAUGAAGCUGUUGAAUAUAGGAGGGGGGUAUCCUGGAGAGUCGAGCUCUAGAGAGACGUUCGUUAAAAUUACAGAAGCUGUGAACAAACAGCUAGAUAAAGACUUUACAGAGGAUGAUAAUGUAGAAAUAAUUGCUGAACCAGGAAGUUAUAUGGUAUCGUCGUCCGCCGUCCUUGCCGUCAACAUAAUCGGCAAACGAAUGCUUUCCAGGAAAGAUCUAUACAACGAAGAAGACAUUAUGACAGCUGGCGGUGACGAUGACGCGCCAUCUGUAAUGUAUUACGUUAAUGACGGUGUCUACGGUUCGUUUACAGAUGUAUUGAUCGUUCCAGAAAAUCUUGAUCUCGAUGUUCAAACAUUAACGUGCAAUAAAGAUGAAAUCUGUUAUGAAAGUGCGAUAUGGGGUCCAACUUGUUGUGGGUUUGAUUGCAUUAUUAAAUCUACAAAGUUACCAAUGUCUGAGGUCGGCGACUGGUUCUACUUCCGGGACAUGGGGGCUUAUACCAUCGUCUUUGUCUGCAGUUUUAAUGGCAUGACUUCCCCGAGGAGAAUUUUUGUUUGUGCUGUGGAAACAUGGCGCAAAAUUUAUCCAGAUUCACACGAUGGAGAUCUUAUCAUGCCAGAAAACAAAUCAAACGGUUUUUAACUAAACAUCAUAAAGGCACAUUCACCACUUUGUUCAGAAAAUGAACAAUUCUAAAGUGGCGCACAGUCACCAUUCUGUAAAUUGGUAGUAGCUUAUAUGCCCGCUGGUCCUCAUUUCACCCAUGCAGUGUUAUUCCUAAUGAAUCAGCCAACACCUUUUUGCAGUGAAUGCUAUCUAUAAAUCAUUAUAAAUUCUACCGAAUAACACUGAUCUAUAGAUAUCUAUUUCAAAUGUAGAAAAUGCUCACCAAAUGUAUUAAACUUUACAAUGUAUACCUGUAUAUAAAUUAAUUUUGUAUGUAGAGCCAUAUUCAUAAUGAAAUGUCAUACUUUUUUACAGUUGACUGUUAAAUAUCUUCCAGUUGUUUCAGUUGUAUUAAACGUUUACACUCGGCUUAAUAAGUAUAUGAGCCGUGC